GCCUGAGUGACGGAAAUCAAGUUUCGAAGCGGAGCGUGCGCAUCUGGUAGAAUCCCAAAAUCGAUGACUGGCGUUGCUGGGAUGGGCUUAAAACAUCCUCUAUCGUUCUCCCAUCUCUCAAACUUACAAGCCCACAUCGCAUCCACAUUAUACCUACCUUGCAGACUCUGAGGUCAUGCCCGACGACAACACGGUUUUAUUGCAGGACACCAUCACAUCCACAUCCGAAGGCAUGAAUGUAGCAGAGGAUGCUACUGGAGCCGAGGCGGCUCCAGAAGAUAAAGGAUUGUCUUGCAUGCAUCUGGAGACCAUAUGAUCCAUCGUUCAUCAAGCCUGUCUCUCAGCGCAUAGAUCUGAACAACUAUUUCUAUCUCGAUGUCCAAUAUGAGGAUGAGCAAUCACCCCCUGAACUGGUUGUGAGCAACUUCAGCAGUGUAUUGGUUGAUUUCCUUCGCUACGCCAUUGGGAAUGAUUUCUUCAAACAAAACCCGACGUAUCCUCUUCUGGAUUUUUUCGCAAGAAUAGAUGACCUUCGGGCCGAUCUUGCGGACGUCCGAGAAGUUCUUACUUCAAAUUUGGCUGGUGAAGAUCUCAAGCAAAAAGCGAAUGAUAUGGGUUGCACAGAUGCAUUGGGCCUACAUAAAACCGAGGAAGACGCCCGGCGGUACUUAGAGGACGUGUCGGAGCAUUUUGGCGUCCUAUUAGGUAUGAUAGAGAAAGAAUUCGAACCGACAGCUCAAGAACUCGAGCUUCAACUCUCUUACGGACACAUUGCUUUCGACUUGCUCAUAUACUACUUCAAGCGGGGUAUCAAGUACUAUACUAUACAGAAGGGUGACCUUAUUGGAUUUACGCUCAAUAGCGCAAGCUAUAAUGGCAGUUUAGCCUCAUUUUUCCUGAAUUCCGAGACAACGAGGUGGAACGGAUACAGAUACAUCGACGAGACAAAGAAUUUCUCGGUUCCAAAAUACGCUGGAACGGUGAAACUGUCACAACUGGAUUGCAAAAUCAUGACAGACGAUGUACGCGCCAAGCUAACCGCCCGAGGGAAUUUGUAUGGAUCAUUUUCUGGUGGUUUCCAUUACAAGUCAUACGAAGGGAGUCGAAUCAUUGUCGAUGAGCGUGCAUUCAAUUAUAGACAGGGCUACACAUGUGAACCAGACGAGAAGAUCCCUGACAUUCCAGAGGGCAAACACGAUCAACUUCCGGCUUUUGUGAAUGGUUUCGAUCUCAAGAGCAAACGAUGGAAAUCAUUCCACGUCGAAAAUAUUGAUGACAUCACGUAUGACGAGAAGGCCUGGGACCACUUGGUUGUAGAUGAUGAUGUUAAAAACCUGAUCAAGGGACUUGUCAAUGUUACUAAGAAUGUCAACACGUCGCAGCAUCUUAUGUCGGACGUCAUCACAGGUAAAGGUGGAGGUUUGAUUGCGGUACUUCAUGGGCCUCCUGGGACCGGAAAGACGCUUACAGCUGAAGCUGUCGCUGAACACCUCAAGAGGCCUUUGUACAUCGUGAGCUCUGCGGAAUUGUCGACAGAGCCUUCACACCUAGAAUCUAAGCUUUCGGCGAUAUUGAAGUUAGCUACCGUAUGGGACGCCGUAGUUCUUCUUGACGAAGCUGACGUGUUCCUGGAACAGAGGAGUUUCCAUGACCUGAUACGCAACGCACUGGUUUCCGUUGCAUUAAAGGUCAUUGAGUACCACCGCGGUGUGCUCUUCUUGACAACAAAUCGCAUUCAAACGUUUGACGACGCCUUUCUUUCGAGGUUCUCCAUUGCGAUCAAAUAUCCUGAGUUAGAUGCUACGGCCCGGCUUACGAUCUGGAAAAAGUUCAUCGAGCUUGCUGGGUGGCCAUUUUUCGACUCAAAGUCUGAAGAGUUUGUCAACAUUGAUGGUAAAGAGCCACGUUGUUAUGUUUCUCACUCAGAUCUGGAGGCAUUAGCGCAAAAACCGUUUAAUGGACGCACCAUUAAGAACCUUGUCCGGACCGCCCAGGCGUUAGCACUCUCUGCAAAUGAACCGCUUUCCCUCGACCAUGUCAAGGUCGUUAUCCGUGCGCAAGAGAAAUUUUUGACAGAGUUUGCGCAAAUCCGCUCUUAGUUAGCACCUUAUCGAUCGUAUCAGUCCAAGUAUAUCCAUGUCAAUAUUGUAACACCACC
Molecule: messenger RNA, 2158 nt
Organism: Suillus plorans
Lineage: Eukaryota; Fungi; Basidiomycota; Agaricomycetes; Boletales; Suillaceae
Product: P-loop containing nucleoside triphosphate hydrolase protein
Exons: 22
Coding region: 249-2099 (616 amino acids)
Molecular function (GO): ATP binding; ATP hydrolysis activity
Source: RefSeq, a predicted model, not a curated record